Messenger RNA from Letharia lupina, 1788 nucleotides. RefSeq lists its product as uncharacterized. The record is from RefSeq and is a predicted model, not a curated record. Lineage: Eukaryota; Fungi; Ascomycota; Lecanoromycetes; Lecanorales; Parmeliaceae. The transcript has 7 exons. The coding region runs from base 1 to 1788 and encodes 595 amino acids.
AUGCCUAUCACAUUUGGCUCCGUUGGUGACAUAAUCUCGGUCAGCUGCCUCAUCAAAGACCUCGUCAAGUGUCUCGACGAGAGCCGUGGGUCACCGGCGGAAUACCAGGCUGUCAUACGCGAGCUAUGGAGCCUGGACCAUGCGUUGCUGGAAGUCGAAUUGCUGCUUCAGUCUUGCGCGCAGUCGGUGGAAUUGAGUGGCCUACGCAAGGACGCGAAAAGCUGCGCGGAGCAGUGCCGCAAAUGCAUCGAAGACUUUCAGAAUAGGAUGAAGAGAUAUCAGAGAUCCUUGCGUAGAGGAGGCACGGGAAACCUGUUCAGGGACACCACUGCGAAGUUCCGGUGGCAUGUCUCGGAAAAGGAUGACUUGGCGAAGUUCAGGGCAGAGGUCACUGCGCAUUGCCUGUCGCUAAACAUGCUCUUGGCUACAGCUGGCACUAAGCUUACGAUGUUGAACGAUGAGGGCAUGCAUAAGCGACUGAAGCAAUCUGAUCUAGCUCAUGCGAGCUCUUCAGCAACGCAAACCUCGCUCCUUGUGGAUAUAAACACCCGCUUGCAGGAAACCAAUACUCUAAUACAAGCAGCAGCGUUGGAGUCUAAGGCGCUGGGUUCAAGAAUCGACUUGGACUACUUCAGGAAUCUGGGGACUGAACUCCUGAGAAUCAAUUCGAUGACCUGCAAUGCAAUUGUAUCUCUACAAGCCUGUAUUCCAGCUCAAUUGAACCGAACUUGGACACAAGACCCCGUCAUGCUUGAAGAUGCUCUUGGUCGAGUCACGCCGUUCCAUUUGGAGUUCAUUGACUCUUGGGAGGUUUUGGAGUCCGUUCUCGAAGCACGCUUUAGACAACUUCCGGGGCAUCGUAAGAUCAAGCGGAAGGAAUACGUUCUGCGGGCAAAUUUCAGCAACAAGGAUGUCGACAGCAGCUCCAUUGCUUUCAAUCGCUGCUUUCUCCCGGGCCAGCAUUAUGACAUGAGCAUGGACUUCAAUGCCGCACGCGCACAGAAUUCCUGCCCAGCCUGUUUGCUUGAUACUGGGGAGGCGUCUGACGCACGAGUGAAGUGCAAUGGGUGUGGUCUCUGGUAUCAGCGGAUAGUAGAGACCAUCGCAGAUGUGGCUCCUGUUGUACCAAAGACCGAUUUACCAAUCAAACGGCCAUGUCUGAAGAGACGGCGAGAAGAAGAGCCCGGGAGUGAUGAUGAGCCGAGACAGUUUCGCCGGGUUCGUAUCAGAUGUCGCCAACGAGCAAAAAACCAGGAUAGCCAAGACGAAGCAGAAUUUGAGGCCCUAAGAUCUGGAGAGGAAAUGAUAAGAUGUAUUUGCGGGACGCACGAUGACUUGGGGCUGCUUGGAAACAACUUGCAUUAUGCACCUUCCGCAAGGAAAAUCAGAGCGUGGCUUAUACAGUGUGGUGAUUGCAAAGCCUGGCAACACCGAAGCUGUGUUGGGACUGCGAACGGCAACAACCCGCCGGGAGGCUUCUACUGCGAACAGUGUUCGAGGGUGGAGCCAGUUGACGGCCUCUUGAAUGAACAUGUCGAGGAGUACACCAUCAAGUGUCUAUGUGACUCUGAUGAGGAUGACGGCAAUACAGUAUACUGCGACCGCUGCAGCACCUGGCAGCACAUUGCAUGUUACUAUUCCAACAUCAGCAUGGCCGAGCUAGAAUCUCUCGAUCACUUGUGCGUCAAUUGCGAUCCACGACCACUUGAAGGGGAUCUUGGCGAAGAUCUCACCUGGCGCGAUGCAAUACUGAGAAUCGAUGAGGGUCUGAAAGAUCUCGCAGGUUGA